Messenger RNA from Drosophila suzukii, 4767 nucleotides. RefSeq names its product Alstrom syndrome 1a (gene Alms1a). NCBI's taxonomy places the organism in Eukaryota, Metazoa, Arthropoda, Insecta, Diptera, Drosophilidae. The record is from RefSeq and is a predicted model, not a curated record.
AUGGCAUCAUUUCCGAUAUUAUAUUUUUAAAACAAGACACUAAAAUCCCUUUUCAAUUUUAGAGGAUUUCUACAGGACAGUUCGCUUUUAAAUUAAAGUAGAAAUGUGGAUUAAUUAGCGGCAAGUCAGUUGAUCCAGAGCUCUUGGUGGGCAAGCCAAUUUGCCACUCAAAAAGUAAACAAUUCCAAUACACAAAACGCAGCUUGCUGCGUAGAAAACUGCCAAUAAACAAACAAAUAAACUGGAUACGCAUUGAGAAACAAGAGUGGGCUACUCCAGCACAGACGAAAUGUCCAAUUCCCGGCACCGCAAACCGGCAAAAUCCUCCCGCGUGCCGCCGCAGGCCAGGGAAUACAUCACGGAAUUGGCCGAGGAUCGGGAAUUGGAGCGAUUCAUGGCCUUCUCUUCGACGGCGAGCAGUGGAGCCAGUGGCAGCACGCACAGUUGUGCUCUGGGAACCGUCCUGCCGCCAGGAAUCCCCUCCACCGCUAGUGGCUGCGCCAGGGAACAUGGGUCCCGACCCCAAUCCAGUCACAGGCGCCGCACGAAGAGCAAGGGGUGUCCACCGGCCAGUGGAGAAGCAGAGGAGCACCUCCUGGAGCUGCCACCUACACCACCAACCAGCAAACCCAGUCUCCCCCAGCUGAGUCCACAGAAAACCCAAGGAACCCAAGCGAAAUCCGAUGAAUACACCAUAAUACCUAUUGUAAUGUCCAGAAGCCCAAGUUUACGCCCAGCGGCGGCCACUCAAACCAUGUCCCUAUCCGUGGAGGAUCUAAGGACACCCACCAAGCAGCCCAAGGAGAUGCAAACAAAGAAAACCCAAACGCCGGAGUCGGCUUUAAAGUCACACAAGCGCCUGGAAUGGGAUCCCGCGGCCGAUGUGGGCUACUACAAGAGGGCGGUGUCCACCAGCAACAUCAGCACCCUGGAGCGUUCUGUUUUGGAGGAGUGCGGGUGGCGCCAGCCGAUACAGCAGCGAUCUGAGACUGAUUUGGACAGGUUACACCAUCGGGAGGCAGAGGAGCCGUCGCCCAUGCCGGAUAAACCGGCGCCACCACUGGCCUCCAGUACUUUCGUCAACCGCAGCGAACGUGGGAAGCCCUCGAGCUCCAGAAUGGGGUCUCUGGGCAGUUCCAUAAGCUCUAGGAAGGAGGAUUCGCAGGAGAUUUCCCAUAGCAGAUCUAAAAAGGAGGAUUCUGGCAGUAGCUCCCGGCCAAAGGAUUCCCACAGCAGUUCAGCAAAGGAGUCUACCCAUGGCAGUUCCUUAAAAGAAGCUACCCAAGGCAAUUCAACGAAAGAGGAUACCCACAAAAGUUCUAGGAAAGAAAAAAACCAGAACAGCUCCCAAAAAGAAGAUACCCAAAACAGCUCCAAGCGAGAGGCUUCCCAAAGUGGCUCCAAAAAGGAGGACUCCCUCGGCAGCUCCAAGAAAGAGGAACUAAGGCUCAGCUCACGAGUACAAGAUCCACAGGUCAGUUCCCGCCGAGCGUCACAGUGUAGCUCGCAAAAGGAGUCACUGGGCAGUUACAGAAGGGACGACUCCCGGCUCAACUCGCAGAACAGCUCCAGAAUGGGAUCGCAAAGUAGCUCAAGAAUGCUGAACUCGCGUUCCAGUUCUAGGCGGGAAUCUCAGGCCACCUCGCUAUACGGCAGUUCGGCGGCCAGUAGCUUCGAUUACCACAUAUACAUGGAGCAAGAACUGGAGAUUGCCAAGCAGGAGCAAAAGAAAACCCAACAGAAGGAAAAUGAGCCGAAGGAGCAGCCGGAAAAGUCUCUGCGACCAAGGGAGCAAAAAAAGAAGGAACAACAAACAAACCAUCAUCACGAGAAGGAAAAAAAAAUAGUUCAGCAUCUCGCCAAAGAGCAAAGAAAAGCUGAACAGCGGGAAAAGGAGCGCGAACAGGAGCGUCAGUACACGGCGGCCCAAUUCGAGAAGAUCUUGGGCAGUCGACGGCACGAUAACAAGGAGAACCAGCAGCCACAGGUCCCAGCUGCCAACGUAUCCACCGCCGCAGCCGCCUCCACAUCCUCCUCUUCAAUAGGAAUUGCAUCAGGAUCGGGUCACCGAGGGGAACUGGAUCUGGGAAUCGAUUUGCUGUGCUCGCUGGUAAAAACUCGCAGUCUCAGCCAGGGACAGAAAAAGAAACUCGUUAGGGAUAUAGCCAGGCGUAUUUCCUGCCUGGAUUUGGCCGAGUCUGGCAGCAGUUUACGUUCCCUGAGAAGCAAUCAGUCCAGCAACACAAAGGAGCAACUUAAAGAGCCAAUUCCCUUGCAGCGGCAUGAUAUGGCUACCAAUACGUCGCAAGCUGGUUCGGUGAGAUCUCUUAAAGGAGAGCCUCCAGCUCUGCCAGUUCCCGCUCCUCGAAAGCGUGGAACUGCCGGCACACCUUCACCACUGCCCACAAGUUUCUCAAACAGUGGCUCAACCAGCGCCUCACACGAGGUGAUUACCCAAAAGACCAAUGUACCCACUCGCGAUGCAGCCUCCACGGAUGCAGAUGCAGAGGCCGAGCCCUCGGAUCUGCAGGAGUGGCUGAAUCCCAUGACCCAAAGCGAAAUAGAGUAUGAGCAGCGUUUAAAGGGAGGCGGAGAUUCGGAGCGGAGGAACCAGCUUAACUGGAUCCACACGGAGAUUCGACGCCUGCAGGCGUUGCAGAAACUUUUGGGCGAUACCAAAACCAUUUUGCCAAGCAGUUCUAUGCAAAUCGAAACGGGCAAGGGAUCCGAUUGUUCCAAUGGAAAAUUAACUGUGCCUUCGGUGCAAAUGCCAGGCCUAGAGAGAUGUAGCAGUGGCCAGGAGAAGCCAUAUAUCGUGGCAAAGUUGCCAGAAGGAAUGCCAGCUGAAGCAUACGCAGAGGUGGAAAAUCCGGAAACACCAACCACUCCCCAGCCUCCAGUAAGAAUGGAAUCGGUGGGUGCGGCACCCAAGGAGCUGCCUUCGACUUCUACGUCCAUAGCCACACCGCCGCCGCCACCACCACCGCCUCAUCUUAACCAGCCAAAGCCACAAAAUCGCAAGAAGAUGGCCACCCCUGUACUCCAAUCGAAUAGUUCCACAAGCGGCGGUGGCCGCAGCGAAAGCGUUUGCUCCUUUGUCCAGCAAAGGCAGCGACAGUUCCGCGAGCACUAUCAAAACCAGCAGCAACAGUUGCUCUUGUUGCAGCAACAACAACUUUACCAGCAGCAGCGGCAACUCUACCAGCAACAACAGCAACAGCAGCAACAACUCUUCAAACAGAAGCAGCCGCAUCAUGGUCACCAGGAAACAUAUGCUCAUCAGCAGCAUUGCCCGCAAUACCAGAGGCCUGAGCAGGGAACACACCAGCAACACGAGGAACAAGAGCAAUACCUGCAGAUGCAGUACGCCCAGGCGGCGGGCAGUACCUAUGCCACGCCACAUUUGAGUGGCAGCGCUGGCUAUAGCUGUGCGGAUAACGAGGGAGCCAUCUACUAUCAGGUGGUGAACUCUCAGGCAGCAUCCAGCUAUGUGCAAGCAGCCAUGGUGGUCACAAGAACAACACCAAACGAGGGAGCUGCAGCAAGAGGAGCAGGAGCAGCAGCAGGAUCGGGAGUUGGCAGAUCCACUACAACCACUACCAGUUCGUCGGCUUCCAUGAUGUGCAUCAGUUCGGAUAUGUCCAUACCCAUGGGCAUGGUCAAUACCUGUGAGACCACCACAACGACCACCACCCAUCAGUACGACGAUGUGGCCUGCCAGCGGGUCAGAAGAAUGGCCAAGGAAGCAAGGCGAAAUCCAGAGAGUAUGCAGCGACAGACGCUGCAAGUUCGCCCCAGUGCCAUUGCCUAUGUCAUCCAGUUCACCUCGUCGGGGGACAGUGAGGUGCUGCCCGAGACGCGAUCCCUGCAGGAUCAACUGCAGCUGGCCCGUCCCGAAUUCUGUGCCAAGUCCAAACAACGCAAGGCCAUACUUAACCAAAUGCAGAUGAUCCGGAACGUUAGACGGCGGGAGAUGGACGAUCUGCUGGGCGAGAAUACCAGCUUGGAGACGUUGGACAGGCGACUGCUUCAGCUGCCACCACCGGCCACUUCUCGUUUGAGGAUUUUUACCACCAGAGAAAUGAAGGCCAUGACCACCAAGCGUUGUAAAAGUUUGCCGGAAGUGCUGGCCGCCCAAAAUCGCCAACUGGAAGAACGAAGGCGUCGCUGCAAUCGUCUGAUGCGGGAUGUCUUCAAUAAGCGCCUUCAAAGUCGCGUGGCCAACGGACAGCUCUCGCUAAAUCACAGCAGGACAAUCAUCUAGCGAAGAUCGAAAUAUGAAUGCCAUGGAACAGGAGAAAUGACACCCCAGUACACAGCCCACCAGUUUAAUUUUUAUUUUGCCAUUGCCAGGCUUUUUAUUUGUUUAACUCUUAAACUAAUUGUAAAACCGCGAAAUGAGGUUUGGUUAGGUUUAUAGGAAAUGUUAAAAAUUAGUAUAGGAUAGUUAACCACAUACAAACAUAAACUUAUACGUUUAUAACGUAAAAUCAGCAUUUAUCUAAAUUUAUAAUGUUUUUAAAUUAAAUAAAUUUAUCAACAGGGUUUUUGUUUCGUACAAUUCAAAUUGAUAUUGCAGUGUUGCCAUAAGUAAAUAUUUUAUAGUGUGAAAUUGCGCUUUUUUAAUAAAUGGUAACACUGUUUACCGCCAAAUUUAAAGUAAGUCGUUAUCUGUAAAGAUAAUAUUGUUUGGAUACACUACAUGUAAAGAUCCAGAAUUUAUCACUCUGAUUCUUAGAGUUAGGAUAUCUAAGGGAUUUCAUGUGA